Molecule: messenger RNA, 1417 nt
Organism: Trichobilharzia regenti
Lineage: Eukaryota; Metazoa; Platyhelminthes; Trematoda; Strigeidida; Schistosomatidae
Source: the annotation of a GenBank genome assembly
UAUGGUAACUGAAAUUUAUCAUUGUGUUAACUUGUAUUGGACUAUGCAUUCAUAUAGUCUUGCUAAUUUGCAUGAAAAAAGGGAUUAUCCACAACAAAAUACACUGAACUCUUAUUUGCAUUGCAGAUAUUCAUUAUUUCGAUUAGUCUUUGUGUUCUCUGCUUUUCAUUAUAAUCCAAUCAUAAUGACUUAUUACAAACAUUUUAUCGACAUCUUUUAGUUUAUGUUAACAAAUCAUUGAUAAUUAGGUGUUAUAUCACAUCACCAUGGUGUCCCUAAGUUACUAGGAUACAUGCGACUAGAAAAAGGGAUAAGAUUAUAAUAAAUACCAUUUUAUACAUUGUUUCGAAUUAGUGCACUCCACCUACGAAUACAUCAAUAAUUCAUAUUUCCAUGAGAAUCAUGUACUACUUACAUUCACUUCUGCUUGUGAUCGUAUCACUGAUCAAUACUAAAAGUAAUUUUGUACUUCGUCCUACAAAUCAGAUUACACGUAUUGGAGAUACAAUACAACAUUCAUGCAGUGUUAUCAAUACACCUGUUUUCAUUGAGUGGUAUUUGAAUACUAAUAAAAUUGGCAGCUGUCUGUUUCAAACCAACACAACUACCAGAAAUUUUAAUGAUCCAAAAUUUAAAGUUAUUAUUGGACGAUACUCUGCUAAAAUGAUGGCUAUGUGUGAACUUAUUGUUUCCAAUAUAGACUUUGCUGAUACUGGUGAAUACAAGUGUAAAACUAUUCAUCCGGAUUCUGAAAGUGAAUCAGCUUCUGCUUAUGUUCUUGUCGCAAAUCCUAUCCGGGAACUUCAGUUAUAUAUAGAUAAUGAAACUUCUCUUUCGGUUGGUCAACGUACUUAUGUUGAGUGCAAAGCACGUGCAGGAAAACCAACACCUCAGAUUCGCUUGAAUUUAGGUGGAAUUCCUAUUCCUGAAGCUCGUGUUGUACAAAAAGUCGACGUUGAAGGUUUGAUUACUUCAACCGCUACAGCAAACAUAAAGCUGACCAAUACAAAUCACUGGCAACUACUGACAUGCCACGUCGAUAUGCAGUCAUAUCGAAAUGUUAAUCAAACUUUCAAAGUUAUCCACCUUAUUGAUUAUGCACCAACAGAAAUUUAAAAAUAAAGAUGGAAAUCUGGCAGGAAGAUUUAUCAAUAUUUUACAAAGAAAAAAGCAAGCAGGAAUACUAAACAUCCGUAAAAAUCCCCAUUGUCAAGCCUUGUUAGCUUUAUUUUAUUUACACAUGUAAUCGUUCAUUUGCGAAUUAUAUAUAUAUGUACAACUUAUGAUUAUUGUUUACUUAAUAAUAUCUCUCCCCUUACAAAAUUGCUUUGUUAAUAAUGAAACUAAGAGGCUGUUAAAAAAAUAGAAUUAUUGAUCUUUAACUAGUGAGUUUAUUCCAUUUGAAAAAACUGUCCAC